Messenger RNA from Astyanax mexicanus (Mexican tetra), 3658 nucleotides. Its product is annotated as E3 ubiquitin-protein ligase RNF19B. The record is from RefSeq and is a predicted model, not a curated record. The coding region runs from base 363 to 2219 and encodes 618 amino acids. Gene Ontology annotation, molecular function: ubiquitin protein ligase activity; ubiquitin conjugating enzyme binding; zinc ion binding. Lineage: Eukaryota; Metazoa; Chordata; Actinopteri; Characiformes; Acestrorhamphidae. Gene Ontology annotation, biological process: protein polyubiquitination; ubiquitin-dependent protein catabolic process; positive regulation of proteasomal ubiquitin-dependent protein catabolic process. The transcript has 10 exons. Gene Ontology annotation, cellular component: ubiquitin ligase complex; cytoplasm.
GGUCCGCGCGGGCGCGAGCCUGUACGUGCUGUGCUGUGAGGGGGAGGAGCUAACUGACGGUGCUGAGCAGCAAUAAGAUACCGCCGCGAGAAGAGAGAGAGAGAGGGUGGCUAAAAUUUAUGCUUCAUCUACUUGUAAAAUACAGAAAACAGAAGAUUUGGGGAAAAGUGCAGAUUAUCAUUAUUAUUGAUGAUGACCUCCACUGGGAAAACCUCUAAUGGACGCCUUUCUCACUCUACCAUAAUGCCUGAUCUACUACGUCUUACCGGUGAGCCGUAAAGGUCUCCCAUAUACAGACGCUCAUAAACAGUAAGAACCUGAUUUGCUCAUGCUGGUUUGGCUGGUCUGUCCAACUUCCUACUAUGAAGAGGCCCAAGCAGCAGUCCCAACCCUUUAGCUUCCUCAGCUUUUUCAGCCGCAAGCCCAAAUCGGACCCGAAGACUGAGAAACCGACCACGCCGAGCCGAGAAGAGGUGGCCAUUACCCUAACACCCAACGAGCAGGAGCCGGCUGAACAGGAUCCGAGCCUUAGUGAGCGAGAGGAUGGUGGAGAGAGUGGUGAAGGGGGUCUGGCGAAGGGCGAAGUGGUCGGGGGCGAGCAGCAGGUGGCAGAGUGCGGUAGCAGCGGCUCCACAGGGGUCCUGUCUCUGUCUUCAUCCAGCCAGGAGCAGCUGUUGGAGCACCUGGUGGAGUGUCCCUUGUGUCUGCUAAGCCAGCCUCGCGGUCACUUCCCCCGCUUGUCCUCCUGCCCGCACCGAGCCUGCGCUGACUGCCUGCGCCAGUACCUGCGCAUUGAGAUCUCGGAGAGCCGAGUGGGCAUCGCCUGCCCGCAGUGCCCUGAGGCUCUGGCCCCGCCGGACGUCCGAGCAAUCCUGGACGAUGGUGCCCUGCUGGAGCGCUUUGAGGAGUUCCAGCUGCGCCGCUUUCUUGCCUCUGACCCCGACACACGCUGGUGCCCCGCGCCGGACUGCAGUUAUGCAGUGAUCGCCUAUGGCUGUGCGGAGUGUCCUAAGCUGAGCUGCGGUCGAGAGGGCUGCGACACUGAAUUCUGCUACCACUGCCGUCAGCUCUGGCACCCUGACCAGACGUGUGACCAGGCCAGGAGACAGCGCGCUCGCCACACCUCUGGUGCUGAUGCCUCCACACUGUAUGUCUUCAGCGAGGAACCAGGAGGAGAUGCGGAGGAGAUUAAAGCAUGUCCUCGCUGUGGUGCCUAUAUCAUGAAGACCAACGAUGGCAGCUGUAACCGGAUGAACUGCACAGUGUGUGCUUGUCAGUUUUGCUGGCUGUGUAUGCAGGAGAUCACAGACGUGCACUACCUCAGUCCCUCAGGCUGCACUUUCUGGGGAAAGAAGCCGUGGUCCCAGACGCGGAAGGUCCUGUGGCAGGUGGGGAUGCUGCUGGGGGCUCCAGUAGUGAUCUCACUCAUAGCAGGCAUUGCCAUACCAGUCAUCAUAGUGGGCAUCCCUAUAUACAUGGGCCGCAAGGUCCACAGUCGCUGUAAGAAAAACAAUAUCUCAGGAAGUAAACAUUACUUGACAGUGGCCAGCGGGGUCAUGACAUCAGUGUUUGUGUCUCCAGUCAUAGCGGCCACUACUGUGGCGGUCGGAGUGCCUCUGAUGUUGACUUAUGUUUACGGAGUGGUUCCUAUGUCGCUGUGUCGGAAUGGCUGGUGCAGGCCUCAGACCGAACCCCCUGACACACGCAAGAUCCAGCUGGAGGACCUGGCUACUUAUCUUUUGUUUUCUCAUGUAGUCAGUGACCACUGGACCGGAGAGCCCAAGCCCCCUGUGAAUGAUGCCGCUGUCCAGGAAGUGAGUGUGAAUAUGGAAGAAGUGGCAGCGCUGCCCAGUACCAGCGACGUCCUGUCACAGCCCGAGGCCUCGCCUGAGUCGCAGGAUGAUGAACAGGCAGACAGCGCCGAGCAAGAUGACCAGUCUGAUGAUGAUGAUGAGGAUGAUGAUAAUGAUGGAGAUGCAGUUGAAAAUGGUGCCUUCAGCGGCACACAGACUUUUGCCUUGAGGGAGGGGACCAACAUUGAGGUGCGGGUGGAGAUCGAGGCUCAGCCGAGGAGAGGCCGGCAACCCAGCCUCAGCAGCGUCCUCUCCAGCAGGAGCCUGUCGUCAGAGUCCCUGCAUCAGUCCAACGAACCUCUCUGUGCCUCAAAACAUCCAGCGGGCAGAGACCCCCCGCCACUCACCGAGACCGACAGCGUCUGAGCUGCAUCCAGGCCACACCCGCUUCCACCGCCCACUGCACCGCCCACCAGCCGCUUCUAGCCUCUGCCUCUUAACGCAGAGUCAGCGACAUGGAGACCAAUGGAGUGAGAGAUCAGGAGAGGAAGCGAGAGGAAGAGAGAGAGAGGGGGCAGGAGGGAGAAAGAGUUCUGGACAACAGUAAAAGAGGGCAUGGAGACUUGCAUCCCGGGCAGCUGUCGAAAACGCCGCGAAGAGGAUUACUGACUAUACUACAAACUAAAAUGACAGAGAGCAUGUUCGUCAAGUAGUCUUACGGUCAUUAGCUCUUUUUUUUACUGUGUUGCAAUGAAGAGCCUAUUGCCUACCCGGAUGGUGUUCUUUUCUAAUUUAUUCAUUUAGCCCUUCUUCUAGCUCCAGUAUAUACCCUUGUACUUAGCAGCUAUAUGAUUUCUCCCCUCUAAAUAACAAUAAACGGAAGAAACGACAGCAUGAUUUCCUCUGCAGGGCUCUGUGGCCUAGUUUGACUGGCAACUGUACACUGCCACAGUGUGGAAUCCAAUGCUUCCUUGGCUGGGGAUUGUAGUGCUACAGGCUACUGUGCAACAGGGUAUCUAGGGCUUUUCCUUAUGGGGUAAAUUCACUUAAAUUAUGCAAGUUCUUACAUAACACCAGGCCAUGCCCCAUUUGAAGUGGGAUGCAGUGAAAAUAAUGAGACUCAGAUCUGGAUUUAGCCCUCAUUCAUUAGUGUUCCCUGUGUGUAGCAAUUAGCCAAUAAGCCCUGUGAUUCUAACAGCGCAGUUCAAAAGAACUUGGCCAAUAUUUGCAUUGUCCAUAACAGUGUAUAAGACGACCACAAACUGCUUACUGAUGUUUAUUUCAACCUGCGUUGUUUGAUAGCGUUAGUAGUGGGCCACCAUGUCCAUGUCCAACUGACUGAACCAACGAAUUAGGCUCAGAAUAGAAAACUAGAUUGGGCACCUUGUUUACAUGGUUAUCAAUAGUUUGGUGACUUAAGAUCUUAAGAAGAUUGAUGUGUUCUACAGUUCUACAGUUAUCUGAACUGAUAACGCUGAUUUGGGUUUGGAAUGAUUUGGACAUGGAUUCAUCUGUUUUUAACUGGUGGAGCUAAUAAAGAUAAUAGUCUCUCCAUCCAUCCCAUCCACAGUAUAUGGAGGCGUGAAGCCAAAGUGAUGCUCCUUACAGAAAACACUCUUUCCGAUCUGCUCUUUGUGAGUCAGCACUAAUCGAAAACCCUCUCCUCAGCAUGUCAUCUGUUUCAGGUCUCUGCUUUCCUGAAAAACAGCCAGUGGAUAAGAAAUGAAAAAUGAAAUUUGACAUUUGACAUCAAUUAUUUGAUGUCUGUCGAUACACACCCACAGAUCCAAAGUUACUGAAAUGUGAAAUGGCCUGGAAAAUGAAAUGGUAUAUAAAUAAACAUUCUAAGUCAAAGACGAGGCUUA